AUGGAGAAUAAUUCCAGUUUUUCAUUGUUUUGUAACGAAUUAGAUAAAAUUUUCCAAGAAUUUCAAAUAAAAAUCGAAACCAUCAAGAAGGAACAUGAAGAAAAGCUUAAAGAAAUCGAAUCUGAUACUAAGCUGGAAGCAGAUAAGAUUGCAGAAGAAAGAAAAGCCAAACAAAAAGAAAUUGAUCUUAAAACUGAUGAAUUAGAGAGGGUUGACAGAACAAUGAGAGAAAUCGACUCAAAGAGAAGACGUUCUGAAUCACUUGCGAGGUUAUACAAAUCAAAAGUUUCUUUGUUGUCAGAUGAAUUAGAUUCUCAAAAGAAAUGUUUCAAUGAAGUUGAAGGGAGAAACAAUACAAUCAUGAAAGAAAUACUCGAACAGAAGAAAGAAAACAUUCGCCAGUCAGAGAAAUUGCAACAAAAAUUUAACAAUGAUUUGUUUAAUUUUCAAAAAAUACUAGAUAACGAGCGUUUGCAACAUAAUAAUGAUAUAAAUUCUCUUAAUAAUGCACUUGAAGUCAUUGAUGAGCAAAAGAAUAUCCUUCAAAGCGUUAUUAACUCAAUCAAACAAGUAAAUGAGCAAGAAUUUAAUAAGCAAAAGAGUCAAAACCACGAAAAUGUUGAUAAUGAAGCAAAGUCAAAGCUUUUUGACCAAAAACAACAGUUUGUAUCAUCAAUUUCACAAAUAAUGGAAGAAUUACAAGUGUUGUAUAAGGAACAACAUAAAAACAAUAACAUGAUAAGGAUAAGUAACCAAGAGAUCGAGAGGAUCAACCUUAAAGAGUUUGAUUUGAAUGAAAAACUAUCGAAAUUAGAGCAAGAUCUUGAAAUGCUGAGAGAACAACGCAAAAUUGAAAUCGAAUAUAACAAUAGAGCAGUAGAAGCUAUUGAAUCCGAAAAAGCUUCUCUUCGUACAAGAAGAAACGAAUUUCAAAAAUUAUUGAAUGAUCCGGCAACAAAUGAUUCUGACAAAGAACUCUACAAAGGAGAGAUUGAGAAACUCAUUCUCCAGCUAAAGAACCUGGAUGAUGAUAAAAAUGCCUUUAUUGCUGAAAACGAUGACCUUAAAAAAGAAGAUGGAUUAGAAGCCAAGGUUAUAAUACAACAAAUACAAACUGCACAAAAUGAAAAGAACAGUUUCGAAGCUAUCGAUGCAAACAAUGUUGAAUUUCAUCAAAAUAAAAUUAAAUUAUUGGUUGAAAAUCAAAAUAAAAUUUCUGACCAGAUAUGUUUAUUAAGAAAACAACUCGAAGAGCAGAAAUAUUCUUAUAAUUCCCUACUUGAAGAAGAAAAUAAAUUAUUUGACUUGGAAAAUGCUCCAUUAGAUAAGAUUUACGAGAUGGAAGUCGAAAUGUUGAAUAACCAAUUAAGUAUGAUCGAUAAACAACGCCAAAAUCUUCAAUCUGAAUUAGAUUCUGUAAAUCAUAAGCAUUAUGAAACGACGAACAUGCUGAAUGAUAAAAUUUCCAAGUUAGAAUCGGAUAAGAAAUCUUAUCAAGAUAAGUAUGAAAGCUUGUCUAAAGAAUUAGAUUACAACAUCGAAAAUGCCAGAAAGGAAUAUGAAGAGAAAACGAAAGAUCUUCGGCGUUUAUAUGAUAAGAACAUACAAGACCUCUCAGAUCUUCAAAAGGGAAAACAAAUCUUAGAAAGAAAGUUAGAAGAAGAGGAAAAGAAGCACGAAGAAGAAAGAGAAUGGGAAAGAAACAAGUCUCAAGAAGAAAUCAAACGCGGACUUAAUCGAAUCAUCGAGUUAGAGUCACAACAGAAAAGAAUUUACAUUGAAAAUGAUGAAUUGAAGGAAAGACUUCAAACAGUUUACAUCGAUGUAUCAGAAAAAUUCAAAAACGAGUUUGAGUUCAUCAAGAAACAAUACGAAGACAACAUAAAAGUCCUAAAUGACAGACAACAGGAAGAAAUCGAUCAAUUGAAUCUUCAAAACAAAAACAUGCUAAAUGUUUUGAAGAAUGAGAAAAUAAUUGUUCAAAAUCAGCUUAACGAAGCUCGACAAAGAGUUAAGGAUCUUGAAGAUAAGAAUCAGAUUUUAUUAGAUCAAAAGCAAACAAGAGAAGAUGGAAUUGAUAGAAUUGAGGAGAAGCAAAGAGAAUAUGAAGAUAAAAUAAGUAGUUUGGAACAAAACUUUGAUCAUCUAAAUUUAGAGCAUCAGAAAGAUAUGGAAAAACUUCAAGCAGAAAUCAAGAAACUUGAAAGUGAAAAGCAACAACUAAUUAAUAAGAUGAUGAACGAUCACAAUUCAAAUAAAGAUCAAAAGAAAAUGAAUGAAAUUAUUUCAGAUCUUCAGAAAAGAAAUUCUGAAAUCGAACAGAAGAAUCAAGAGAUCAAUCAAUUGAAGCAAGAAAUCGAUCAAGAGAAAGAAAAAGUUACAAAUCUCGAUACCGAAAAAUCCAAAAUGCAAAAAGAAAAGAUAAACAUGGAGCAAAUAAUCUCUCAGAACGAACAAGAAAAGAAAGAGUUGCAACAAGUGAUCACAGAGUAUGAGCAAUCUUUGAACGACUUCAAUAUAAAUUCGAUCAAACAAAAAGAACAAAUCAAAACCCUUCAAAAUCAGAUUCAAUCUCUGAAUUCCGAAAUUUCAAAUUUCAACGAAAAAGAGAACGAAGAGAAAGAGAAACACAAAAAUGAAAUAGAUAAAUUAAAUCAAAAAUUGAAUGAUUUGCAAAACCAAAGAAAAAUAUUACAUGAGCAAAUUGAUUUGCAGAAUGAGCAUCACAAGAAAGAGAUGAAUGAUAUACAGUCAAAGAUUAACGAACUUGAAAAAGAGAAGAAGAAAACAAUUGAAGAUUUCCAGAACAAAAUCAAAAACAUUCAAGAAGAAAGUGACAGAAAAAUCAAACAAAAUAUGGAUGAGAUUGAAUCAAAGAACAAAAAGAUACAAGACUUAGAACAAGAAAGGAAUAAUCAACAGAAAAUGA
This is a messenger RNA of Trichomonas vaginalis G3, 2929 nucleotides long. RefSeq names its product A-type inclusion protein-related family. The record is from RefSeq and is a predicted model, not a curated record. The transcript has a single exon. The annotation marks the transcript as partial. Lineage: Eukaryota; Parabasalia; Trichomonadida; Trichomonadidae.